UAGUGCCCGGAUGUAACAGCCGAAGCGUCAGGUUCGCCCCCUCCCCUUUCGAACCUCUAUAAAGCGCAGCCAGCUUCUCCGGGUUGGGCGACACCAUUUGGGGGGAGUGCGGGAGGGGGGAAGGCUACACGUCGUGAACGCUGCGCUCCGCUGGCGGAGGCCGCAUCCUAUCCACCCCGCGGAAGGAAACCGGCAAGCUGGUCGGCUGGCUGUUUGGAUUUGCUUUUCAGGUCUUUGUUGUUCCGGCGUUCAGGCAUCCCUACGGCCUCGGGUUCCCCGGGUUAUUGGCGUCAGCGACCCUCCCGGUGUCGUCGCUGCACCGCGAGGGACACCCCCCACCCCGGCGAGCUGAGUAACAAUGAGCAAUUCAAGGAACAACCGAGUGAUGGUGGAGGGCGUCGGUGCCCGCGUCGUGCGGGGCCCCGACUGGAAAUGGGGCAAGCAGGAUGGCGGCGAGGGCCACGUGGGCACCGUGCGCAGUUUCGAAAGCCCCGAGGAGGUGGUGGUGGUCUGGGACAACGGCACGGCCGCCAAUUACCGCUGCUCGGGAGCCUACGACCUGCGCAUCCUCGACAGCGCGCCCACAGGUAUUAAACAUGAUGGGACUAUGUGCGAUACUUGUCGCCAGCAACCAAUAAUUGGUAUUCGAUGGAAAUGUGCGGAAUGUACAAAUUAUGAUUUAUGCACAGUAUGUUAUCAUGGGGAUAAACAUCAUCUAAGACACCGCUUUUACAGAAUAACCACACCUGGAAGUGAAAGGGUAUUACUGGAAUCUCGCCGUAAAUCCAAGAAAAUUACUGCAAGAGGAAUCUUUACAGGUGCCAGAGUGGUACGAGGAGUUGAUUGGCAAUGGGAAGAUCAGGAUGGUGGCAAUGGACGCAGGGGCAAAGUAACUGAAAUCCAAGAUUGGAGUGCAUCAAGUCCACAUAGUGCAGCAUAUGUUUUAUGGGACAAUGGAGCUAAAAACCUUUACAGAGUUGGCUUUGAGGGCAUGUCAGACCUUAAAUGUGUCCAGGAUUCAAAAGGAGGAUCCUUCUAUCGAGAUCACUGUCCUGUGCUUGGAGAACAGAAUGGCAACAGAAAUCCUGGUGGUUUACAGAUUGGUGAUCUAGUAAACAUUGAUCUUGACUUAGAAAUUGUUCAGUCAUUGCAACAUGGUCAUGGAGGAUGGACUGAUGGAAUGUUUGAAACCUUAACAACUACUGGCACAGUUUGUGGAAUAGAUGAAGAUCAUGACAUUGUUGUACAAUAUCCAAGUGGGAAUAGAUGGACCUUUAACCCUGCUGUUCUUACUAAAGCCAAUGUUGUCCGAAGUGGAGAUGGUGUGCAAGGUGCUGAAGGUGGUGCUUCACAAUUUCAAGUGGGUGAUCUUGUCCAAGUUUGUUAUGACUUAGAAAGAAUUAAGUUGCUUCAAAGGGGACAUGGUGAAUGGGCUGAAGCAAUGCUUCCUACCCUAGGUAAAGUUGGAAGGGUCCAGCAGAUCUACUCGGAUAGUGACUUAAAAGUAGAGGUUUGUGGAACGUCUUGGACAUACAAUCCAGCUGCUGUGUCAAAGGUAGCCUCCGCAGGAUCAGCUAUAAGCAAUGCAUCUGGUGAGAGAUUGUCCCAGUUGCUGAAAAAAUUAUUUGAAACUCAAGAAUCUGGGGAUCUUAAUGAGGAGCUGGUUAAAGCAGCUGCUAAUGGGGAUGUAGCAAAAGUGGAAGAUUUGCUUAAAAGACCUGAUGUGGAUGUGAAUGGACAAUGCGCUGGACACACUGCUAUGCAGGCUGCAAGUCAAAAUGGACAUGUCGACAUUUUGAAAUUGCUUCUGAAACAGAAUGUGGAUGUAGAAGCAGAGGACAAAGAUGGAGACAGGGCUGUUCAUCAUGCAGCCUUUGGUGAUGAAGGAGCUGUGAUAGAAGUUUUACAUAGAGGCAGUGCAGAUCUCAAUGCUCGCAAUAAGCGUAGACAGACACCACUUCAUAUUGCUGUGAAUAAAGGUCAUCUCCAAGUUGUGAAGACGUUACUGGACUUUGGUUGCCAUCCUAGUCUCCAGGAUUCUGAGGGUGAUACUCCUCUGCAUGACGCAAUAAGCAAAAAGCGUGAUGACAUUUUAGCAGUCCUUCUGGAAGCUGGAGCAGAUGUCACUAUUACAAAUAACAAUGGAUUUAAUGCUCUUCAUCAUGCUGCAUUACGGGGAAAUCCAAGUGCAAUGCGAGUGUUACUGUCUAAGCUUCCAAGACCAUGGAUUGUAGAUGAAAAAAAAGAUGAUGGAUACACUGCUUUGCAUUUGGCAGCACUUAAUAAUCAUGUAGAAGUAGCAGAACUUUUGGUUCAUCAGGGCACAGCUAACUUGGAUAUUCAGAAUGUAAAUCAACAAACUGCACUGCACCUUGCUGUUGAAAGACAGCACACUCAAAUAGUGCGGCUUCUAGUUCGUGCGGGCGCUAAAUUGGAUAUUCAGGAUAAAGAUGGGGAUACUCCCCUGCAUGAGGCCCUGCGACAUCAUACUUUGUCGCAGCUUCGCCAGCUCCAAGACAUGCAAGAUGUGGGCAAGGUAGAUACAGCUUGGGAGCCCUCCAAGAAUACAUUGAUAAUGGGAUUGGGGACUCAGGGAGCAGAGAAGAAAAGUGCAGCAUCUAUUGCUUGUUUCCUGGCAGCCAAUGGAGCUGACCUUGGUAUUCGUAACAAGAAGGGCCAGUCACCGCUUGACUUAUGUCCUGAUCCUAGCCUCUGUAAAGCAUUGGCUAAAUGCCACAAAGAAAAAAUCAGUGGGCAGGUUGGUUCCCGGAGUCCUUCUAUGAUCAGCAAUGAUUCCGAAACCUUAGAAGAAUGUAUGGUAUGUUCUGACAUGAAGAGAGAUACUCUAUUUGGGCCAUGUGGGCACAUUGCUACUUGUUCCUUGUGUUCACCAAGAGUCAAGAAAUGCCUCAUUUGCAAAGACCAUGUUCAAUCAAGAACAAAGAUUGAAGAAUGUGUUGUAUGCUCAGAUAAAAAAGCUGCAGUACUCUUUCAGCCUUGUGGACACAUGUGUGCUUGUGAAAAUUGUGCCAGCCUUAUGAAAAAAUGUGUGCAAUGUCGGGCAGUGGUAGAACGAAGAGUUCCUUUUAUUAUGUGCUGUGGUGGGAAAGGUACCGAAGAAACCAUAGAUGACAUUACAAGUGGAAACAUUCCUGUUAUGCAGAAGGAUAAGGAUAAUACUAAUGUCAAUGCUGACGUGCAGAAAUUACAGCAGCAGUUGCAAGACAUAAAGGAACAGGGGAGUGAGGAAGUUCUACUGCGAUGCUACUGCUUGGACCAUGUGCCCUGUAUGCUUGGACCGCCUGAAGAAUAUGAUCUUUCUCUGCGGUCAUGGAACCUGUCAGCUUUGUGGGGAUCGAAUGAGUGAAUGUCCUAUCUGUCGAAAGGCUAUUGAACGAAGAAUUCUUUUGUAUUAAAAUGUCAAGUGUCUUAUGCUUGUGACAUUAUGACUACAUUUUGCUUUUUGGAUCCCCAUAAAUUAGUAUGAAAGGUAGUUGUAAAGAUAUGUCUAGCAUUACAGGAAGAGUUACAUUGUAAAUGCUGAUGUCUACAACACAGAUUAUUAUUUGCACAAUCAACUUCUACCAUGAAGAAAUUUAAAGUAAGAUUGGAUUACUUAUCAACACAGUUUGUUUAUAUCUUCUUCUCCAGAACCCCUUUAUGUUAAAGGGAUAAUCCUGAUUUUCUAGCUUGGCAUUUUUGUUUUACACGUAGACUCUUAAUUUCAAUGAUAUUAAUUUUUAUAAUGUCAGUUGCUUUUGUGUACAAAUAUUUUUAAUUUUCUAAUUUUCAUAGUAAUAAUGUCGGUCAAAC
This is a messenger RNA of Thamnophis sirtalis, 3813 nucleotides long. RefSeq names its product MIB E3 ubiquitin protein ligase 1 (gene MIB1). The record is from RefSeq and is a predicted model, not a curated record. Gene Ontology annotation, biological process: endocytosis; protein ubiquitination; Notch signaling pathway. Lineage: Eukaryota; Metazoa; Chordata; Lepidosauria; Squamata; Natricidae. Gene Ontology annotation, cellular component: cytoplasm. Gene Ontology annotation, molecular function: zinc ion binding; ubiquitin-protein transferase activity; protein binding.